AAAAAAAAAAAAAGUAUUAAAUCAUUAUAACUACUUACCAAAUUUUUUUCCACCAUAUUGGCUCCCUCCCUUUGCCGCUAUAUAAGGGUAGCUCACUCCUAUAAUCCUCCUCACCCUCCAACCCUCUUCUUUCCAUCCCUAAUCGCUAUACGACUCUUACUUUGUUUCUCUAAUAAACCCUAAAGAUUCUCUAUCUUUGCUACAAUGGCGGAAACCGGUAUUCAUAACCUUGUCUUUUCAGGGAAGAAGCGAACAGGUUCUGAUGAUAUUGAUCGCGAAGAUUUCAUCGUGGCUAAAAAGCCUAUGAAACCGAUGUGGGAGGACCCCGCGGCGGCGUUGGCCAAUGCCCGCCACGAGUUUGGCGAACACGGCGGUGUCAACAUGUCCAUCGAGGCCUCAGCCACGUUUACGGUCAUGGAGCCUGAGACCAUGCGCCGCAUGUUCACCGGCGAAUUGGGUCCAGACCGCGACUUUUUCAUCUACAGCCGUCACUUCAACCCAACGGUGCUCAAUCUCAGCCGCCAUCUGGCGGCUCUUGAAGGAACAGAGGCCGCAUACUGUACGGCCUCUGGCAUGUCAGCCAUAUCAUCGGUGCUGUUGCAGCUCUGCAGCUCCGGCGGACACAUGGUGGCUUCGCGGGCGCUGUACGGUGGGACCCACGCGCUGCUCACGCAUUUCUUGCCGAGGGCGUGUAACAUUACGACGACGUUUGUGGAUAUAAGCGAUCACGACAUGGUGAAGGAAGCGAUUGCCGAAGGAAGAACGAAGGUGUUGUAUUUUGAGACAGUCUCAAACCCUACGCUGAUGGUGGCUAACGUUCCGGAGUUGAGUAGGAUAGCGCACGACAAGGGGGUGACGGUGGUGGUCGACAACACCUUCUCUCCGAUGGUUCUGGCUCCGACGCGUCUCGGAGCCGACGUGGUCGUUCAUAGUAUCUCCAAGUAUAUUAGCGGUGGGGCCGACAUUAUUGCAGGUGCGGUCUGUGGACCAGCGAGCCUAGUGAACUCUAUGAUGGACCUUCAGCAAGGGACUCUUAUGCUAUUAGGCCCAACCAUGAAUGCUAAGGUGGCCUUUGAACUAUCAGAAAGAAUUCCUCACUUGAGCAUGAGAAUGAAGGAACAUUGCAACCGGGCUUUUGUUUAUGCCACAAGGAUGAAGAAACUGGGCCUCAAAGUCAUCUACCCGGGCCUUCAAGAUCACCCUGAUCAUGAUCUUUUGAAGUCGAUGGCAAAUAAAGAAUAUGGUUAUGGCGGAAUUUUAUGUGUGGACAUGGAAACUGAGGAAAGGGCUAACCGACUCAUGAACCUCUUGCAAAACUACACCCAGUUCGGGUUCAUGGCUGUUAGUUUGGGGUACUAUGAGACCCUCAUGUCUUGCUCUGGUAGUAGCACAAGCAGUGAAUUGAACACGGAAGAGAAGGAGUUGGCGGGCAUUUCACCUGGAUUGGUGAGGAUGUCCAUUGGCUAUAGUGGCACCCUGGAGCAAAAGUGGAGUCAGCUCGAAAAGGCGCUUUCCAGAAUGCAAGACUCAAGUUUAUUGUCAAAGAAUUAAAAGAGAGUCUCAACCAAGUGGUUGCUCAAGCUUUGAUGGUGUUGUUAUGUAGAAAGGGGUGUCCUUUGCACCUUAAUGUUGAUGUUACUCAUUUUGUUUAAAGUUAGUAUAUAUGUCUAUCAUAAACCUCUACGUUUAAUCAUCGGUGUGAAUAGUGAAAGCCCCGGGGCUUCCCAAGGCCUUGUGACUUUCUUCAAGGUGUGCUAGCUUUUUAACUGCCAGCCGAUAAAUAUGAUUAUAGAAAUGUGUUUCGGUAUCUAUAAACUAACUUGAGUUUCCUUUGGUCUCCAUUGGAAGAAAUUAUGUAAUUUGUGCUUCUCAGAAAAAAAGAAAGAAAAACCUGGAUGUGUUGUUUGCAAUUACUACCGCAAGAAAACUACCCCACCUUGAAAAGCAUG
Messenger RNA from Ilex paraguariensis (yerba mate), 1949 nucleotides. The record is from the annotation of a GenBank genome assembly. Lineage: Eukaryota; Viridiplantae; Streptophyta; Magnoliopsida; Aquifoliales; Aquifoliaceae.